AGUCCCAUCACCCUGUGGUGCAGACGGAGAAACCGAGAACCAGGGCAGAGUCCCUUGGCCAGCCUAGGAGAGGAGCAGACGGCCCUCAGCGCCUUUUUCCAAGAGACCAACAUCCCCUACAGCCACCAUCACCACCAGAUGAUGUGCACUCCAGCCAACACCCCCGCCACGCCCCCCAACUUCCCCGAUGCCCUCACCAUGUUCUCCCGUCUCAAGGCCUCCGAGAGCUUCCACAGCGGAGGCAGCGGCAGCCCGAUGGCCGCCACGGCCACGUCGCCCCCGCCGCACUUCCCACUCGCCGCCACCGGCAGCUUCGCGGCACCCAGCUGGCCGGCUGCGGCCUCGCCCCCAGGGGGGGCACAGCACCACCAGCCGCAGCAGCCGCCCCUGUGGACUCCGGCACCCCCUUCCCCGGUGUCAGACUGGCCGCCCCUGGUCCCCCAACAGGCCGCCUCAGAACCCAGAGCCCACCCUGCCAUGGAGGCCGAGAGAUAAGGGAGGCCCCUCCCCCCUCCCGGAGGCCAGAACCCCGUGGGGCGGGGGAGAGGACGUCUCUGCGGGCCCCCUUCACCCUCUGUCUGCACCCCCAUUCCCCAGAGCCCUGGGGGGGAGAGACCGGACCCUUGUGCCAGUACGCAGGCUGCCCGCAUGCGUACCCAGCAGCGCGGGCCUGCGGCACCCAGCUUUCAUGGAUUUGGUUCAGAGUCGUCUGGGUGCUGGUGGACAGAACCUCAGAGAACAAGCAGCCUUCCCCCGAGGACUCACCUGCCCCACCCCACCCCAGGGGGCUGCGGAGCUACCUGGGGCUGGUGGGCCUAGAUCCCCACCCUCGGGAAUGCAGAGCCUUCUCCGCAUGUGUGCGUGUCGCUGUGUCUGUGUAUUUAUAUGUAUGUCGCUCUUCGAGAAGCAACCUAGUUUAUGGGGCAGCUGGACUUUGCAUGUUAGAGUGAGCCCCCUCUCCCCUUGUCCGCCGUCCCUCUCCCCAGGGCCCUGCCCCUCUCCCCUGCCCCCUGGGCAGUCAGCCUUGCUGUUCCCUGCAGAGAAAAGGAUUGUGGGAAACUCCAGGACUCUUCCCACCCAUCCCCCAGCGCCUGCCUGCUGGGGCUGCCUGCAUGCCUCCCCAGAGCCCGGGGGUACCCCAUCCCCAGUUCCUUUCCCCCUUUUAACAAAGGAGAAGAAAGAGUUCCAAACCACCACCAGGCUCUGUGGUCUUGCCUCGUAUCCUAAGCUUUGCUGCCAGCUGGCCCUGUGUGGAGGGGGAGGGAGCCAACGGAGCCCAGAGCAGGGGCCCACCCCCCAGUCCCGCCUGGCUCCACACCGCUCCUGUCUGUUGCUGUCUUUUCAACCACAACAUGCUCUGAAAUCUUCCUGCCCACCCCAGGCUUUUCCCAUGAAGUUAGUUCCUGCCCUGUGUUCCCAGAACCCCUGCCUCCAUCUGCUCACCCUUCCCCCUGUCCGACUGGACAGAUCCCGACCUCCAGGGCUAACAGCUGCCUUCCGGUCUGCCAGGGUUUCACAGAGGACUUUUCUUCCUGGCUUAGGGCCCCAGUGACUGGCUGCAGGCUGGACCCUCAGCCCAACCUCCAGCAAAUAUGCUGUGUGGGCAGGGCCCUCCCUUGGGGAGGCACAGGACACAGCACCCGUAGUAAGAUAGCAGGCUUGGCUGCAGAGCCCGUGGGGGCUAGCAGCAGGGACCGGACAAGGCUGAGCAGAGUCUAACCCGCAGCUCAAACCUUUGGUUGCUAAGGAGACGAACCACUCGGGCAACAGUGGAUCCCCGGCUGCUAUCAAGCCAGGCUGGGGUAGGCACCUGUUCUUGCUCCAAGGGAGAAGCCAGGGCGCCCCACUCUGUCCUGGGCAGCCUGUACCAGUGGAGGGCAUCCCUGGGGCGGCUUUGGGAGAAGGUAGCCUUGGCCUUGUACCCCUUCGUGACGAGCUGGAACGUGGGGAAGGAAGGAGGCGGGGGCCUCUGCAGCUCUUCACUGACAGACCUUACUCCCUAAUCCGGGAGAGCCUGCCAGCACUCAGCCCUCUGUGGACGGCGUCUGGGUUGGGGAGUUCUAUUUUGGAAGGUCUCCUGCUUGACAGGUGUCUCAGCGCCUGCCAUCAACAGUCCUGCUCUCGCUCCCCAGGGAUGCCGUGCUGCCACUUAGCCUCACCUCUGCCCUGUUGGAGCCUGGACAGGCUCUGCGGACCACUGUCUGUCCCCGCUUAUCACUGAAGACUGACCGCGGCGCCCCUGCUCUAGCUGUUGCUUAUGUUCUGGAAGUGUGUCCUCACCUUGAAGCCCACCCUUCUAAUGGCCUUCAGAGGGGGCGCAGCUCUGUCUGGGGUGCCUGUGGUGAGGGAAUUGCGGGAUGGGGCAGGAUGAGAAGGGGGAGGCUGCCCUAGGCCUCUUUACUUUCAUCCUUUUGGAUGGAAGACAAUUCUCAGGGAGCUGCCACAUCUCCCUCCAAGUGUAGGAAAAAUGGUUUGUAGAAGCAAGUAAGUAUUUCUGGGUUAUCUGUGACAUGGGGGUUAUCUGUAACAGUGUGCCUGAGCUCCCCAGUGCGCAGAUUACUGAGGUGGCCGUAUGCGUUGGAGCCACACAAGACAGUGUACAGUCCAGAAUGUGCACUCAGGCUACCCCCAGGUGGGCCCCUGGGUGGCCUGUAAGUGAUCCACACCCUUGCUACUCAAAGUGUGGUUCCCAGACCAGCGGCAUAACCUGGGAACUUGUUAGAGAUGCAGGACCUCAGCCCCCAGCCCGGAUCUACUGAAACAGAAUCUGCUUCUGACAGGAUCCUCACGUGCCCAGUGGACAUGCAAGGGUGAGAAUGUCCCAACCUGACCAAGCCUAGUUCUGUUUCUGGAGGCCCCCACGGGCUGGGCCUGGAGGUCCCUGGUGGUCUCAUUAGGGCUGGCAGGGACUUGAGGUUCCUGUAGAUCCAGCUCUUCUAGCGUGGGCACUCUAGACAUCGGAGGCUGGGUCCUUCUCUGCCAUGGGCGCAUCCUGUAUGCUGUGAGAUGUUAAGCAGUAUCCCUGGCCCCUUCCCAUGAGUAGAUGCCAGGAGCAGCCCCCAGUUGUGACAACCAAAAAUGUCUAUAGGCACAGUGAAACAUCCCCUGGAAGCAAAGUCACCCCAGUGGAGAGAUCCCACGCUGCCUGUGGUUCCGUAGCUGGCUGCACAGCAUGGCCUCCAGGGAGCUCCCAGGCCCCACGGCAUCAGAAUCCCUGGGGAGGCCCUGACAGUACAGUUUUAAACAUUCCCCAGGAUAUCAGUGAUCGACUUGUGAAUGUACUAAAAACCACUCAAUCGUAUACUUUAAAAACUGUAUGGGGGCUUCUCUGGUGGCGCAGUGGUUGAGAAUCUCCCUGCCAAUGCAGGGGACACGGGUUCGAUCCCUGGUCUGGGAAGAUCCCACAUGCCGUAGAGCAACUAAGCCCGUGCGCCACAACUACUGAGCCUGUGUGCCGCAACUACUGAAGCCCGCGCGCCUAGAGCCUGUGCUCCACAACGAGAGAAACCACCGCAACGAGAAGCCUGUGCGCUGCAACGAAGAGUAGCCCCCGCUCACCACAAUUAGAGAAAGCCUGCAUGCAGCAACAAAGACCCAACACAGUCAAAAAUAAAUAAAAUAAAUAAAUUUAUAAAAAACUGUAUGGCAUGACACUUAUGUGUCAUAGCUGUUAUUAAAAGUAGAAUGGUUCCCGGGUGAUUCUGAUGCAACACAAGCCCCUCGUGGCAGCUGGGAGCCACCAGACUCGUGACCCUCCAGCAUGCAGAGCACAAGGGUCCCUUGGGUCCUUGAGGCAACUGUUCUGGAGGAGGGCCCAGGAAUCUGAUUUCUCUCUUUUUAAAAAUUUUUUUAAUGGACUUUAUUUUUUAAAGCAGUUUUGUUUUUUUUAAUUCUGUUUUUGAAUUUUAUUUUAUUUUUUAUAUAGCAGGUUCUUAUUAGUUAUCUGUUUUAUACAUAUUAGUGUGUAUAUGUCAAUCCCAAUAACCCAAUUCAUCCCACCACCACCACUUUCUCCCCUAGGUGUCCAUAUGUUUGUUGUCUACAUCUGUGUCUCUAUUUCUGCCCUGCAAACUGGUUAGGAAUCUGAUUUCUAACAAGGGCCCCAGGCACAGCGGAAACUGGAGCAGGAGGGGGCAGAGGGCAGGGCUGGAGCUUUCCAGCAAUGCUGAGGCCCUGCCAGGUGUGAGCCUCUGAGCAUCUCUCAGGCAAGCAAAGGGGUCAGGAAAACUCACUCAAGGGGAGCUAGAGGUGGGACAACAUAGAUGCCACGUGACCCAGAACUCAAGGGCAGCACAGAACCAGGAACUUCAAUUUCCCCAAACCUUGAGUCUCAGAAGCAAAACUGAAGGAGUCAGUAACCACCUACUACACGUUCAAGUGUAAACUGGCUAAAAAGCAAAGCUGCUGAUGUAGGAACGGAAGAGACUCACAUUUACAGCCAACCUCAGCUAUCCACCUCGGGCACCUCCUAGGAGCUGCCUCAGCAGCACACAGAGACCAGCCUUGUCACCUCAAAAGUCCAGCCUCUGGGCUUCGUCACCACUAGACUUGAGCUCCAGAUCGCUCUCUUUCCAAGAUUCCAUUGUGAAAACACCAUUUGCAUCCAUGAGGUUGCUGGAAAGAAUGUGAUUGGAGCUCUCAUUUCUGAAGAGGGUACAUGGCAGCAUGUGGAAUGGAGGCCCGGCCUCCCCAGGUGAUAAGCGGUGGGUGAGCCCUUCAGGUCUGAUGUUAAAUGAUCAGGGCGUGGCUGUCUUAGGGGUUUGCAGAUUCACAGGCCUCUGAUAUGUGCUGUUGGGCUUGAUUUGUCGGCCAGCACUUUAAAAUCAGGAGAGUUAAAUAAAAAAAAUUUAAAAAAAAAAUCAAGAGAGUUUACAAGAAAAGCCUCACUUCUGGCUUACCUUGGAAAAUUUGUAAUAUCUGGACCAAGUUCCCUUAAGGCCACAAAUGGUUGAAGCUGACCACCACGGUGGGGACAUAGCUCAGCGUGUCCCUGGCCAGCCAGCCACUCCUCUGCCCACCAUGGACAUGUGCGUGUCCAGCGUCUGUCUUGCAUCUGCUGGAAUCUCUGAAGGGGAUUUGCUCUUCAUCAGGAGCAUCUGUGGAAGUAAAUGUCCUGCU
Molecule: messenger RNA, 5118 nt
Organism: Lagenorhynchus albirostris (white-beaked dolphin)
Lineage: Eukaryota; Metazoa; Chordata; Mammalia; Artiodactyla; Delphinidae
Gene: UBALD1
Product: UBA like domain containing 1
Exons: 3
Coding region: 188-1552 (454 amino acids)
Molecular function (GO): protein binding
Source: RefSeq, a predicted model, not a curated record